Molecule: messenger RNA, 1262 nt
Organism: Apodemus sylvaticus (European woodmouse)
Lineage: Eukaryota; Metazoa; Chordata; Mammalia; Rodentia; Muridae
Gene: Rpf1
Product: ribosome production factor 1 homolog
Exons: 9
Coding region: 32-1081 (349 amino acids)
Biological process (GO): maturation of 5.8S rRNA; maturation of LSU-rRNA
Cellular component (GO): preribosome, large subunit precursor; nucleolus
Molecular function (GO): rRNA primary transcript binding
Source: RefSeq, a predicted model, not a curated record
ACACUUCCGUUUCCGUACAGCUGCAAACAACAUGGCGAAGGCCGGCGAGAAAAGUGUUGGUGGCGGCAAGCGAGGCUUGAAGAGGAAAGCUGCCGCUGAAGAGCCUCAAGAGGCUACGGUCGCGAGCGAUGGGGCAGCGGAGAGCGGGGUGCAGCCUGCGAAAGCGUCUGCCUUCCCCCCGGGCUUCAGUAUCUCGGAGAUUAAGAACAAACAGCGGCGACACUUGAUGUUCACGCGGUGGAAACAGCAGCAGCGGAAGGAAAAGUUGGCAGCUAAGAAAAAACUUAAAAAGGAGAGAGAGGCUCUUGGCGACAAGGCUCCACCAAAGCCUGUUCCCAAGACCAUUGAAAACCAACGCAUUUACGAUGAGACCACAGUAGACCCCAAUGAUGAAGAGGUGGCUUAUGAUGAAGCUACAGAUGAAUUUGCUUCUUACUUCAACAGACAGACGACUCCUAAGAUUCUUAUCACAACAUCAGAUAGACCUCAUGGGAGAACAGUUCGACUCUGUGAGCAGCUCUCCACAGUUAUACCAGAUUCACAUGUUUAUUACAGAAGAGGACUGGCUCUGAAAAAAAUUAUCCCACAGUGCAUUGCAAGAGAUUUCACAGACCUGAUUGUUAUUAAUGAAGAUCGUAAAACGCCGAAUGGACUUAUUUUGAGUCAUUUGCCAAAUGGUCCAACUGCUCAUUUUAAAAUGAGUAGUGUUCGUCUUCGUAAGGAAAUUAAGCGACGAGGAAAAGACCCCACAGAACAUGUGCCUGAGAUAAUUCUGAAUAACUUUACCACACGGCUAGGUCAUUCUAUUGGACGUAUGUUUGCUUCUCUCUUUCCUCAUAAUCCUCAAUUUAUUGGAAGACAAGUUGCCACGUUCCACAAUCAGCGGGAUUACAUCUUCUUCAGGUUUCACAGAUACAUAUUCAAGAGUGAAAAGAAAGUGGGAAUUCAGGAACUUGGACCACGCUUUACCUUAAAAUUACGAUCUCUUCAGAAGGGAACCUUUGAUUCUAAAUAUGGAGAGUAUGAAUGGGUCCACAAGCCUCGGGAAAUGGAUACAAGUCGAAGGAAAUUCCAUUUAUAAAGGACUAGGGAAGUAGUACUGAAUUUUGCUGGACAGGACUGUCUUGAAAAACUUGGUAAUUUAAUGAAACACCCUUUUCAAAAUGGAAUUUGAUUUUUACAAAUCUUGUAUUUGAACAAAUGACCAAGUGCUGUGAAUUUCUGCUCCAUAUAGUAAAUAUAAAUAAAUAUAAUUUUAUUUA